Messenger RNA from Scedosporium apiospermum, 1470 nucleotides. Its product is annotated as Cell cycle serine/threonine-protein kinase hsk1. Gene Ontology annotation, cellular component: nucleus. Bases 1 to 1470 code for a protein of 489 amino acids. The record is from RefSeq and is a predicted model, not a curated record. The transcript has 2 exons. Gene Ontology annotation, biological process: protein phosphorylation; mitotic DNA damage checkpoint signaling. Lineage: Eukaryota; Fungi; Ascomycota; Sordariomycetes; Microascales; Microascaceae. Gene Ontology annotation, molecular function: protein serine/threonine kinase activity; ATP binding.
AUGGCGUCAAUGAUUCGGGGUCCGGUGCCUGGCCAGGCCUUUGCAAUCCACGAAGAUGCCCCUACAGACGAAGCCGAGAUGAUUGACGAGUCGGAACAAAGGACGGAGGAAGUCAGGCCAGAGUCUGAAGGUGCUGUGAGCGGGGAGGAGGGAGAGGAAGAAGAGCCCUCUGAUGAAACGGAGAGCUCCGACGAUGAAGUCUCUGCACCGGACCACGUCGCCCAGGACAUGGAGAAGCUUCAGAGGAGCAUCCCAGGAUUCAAGGAGAAGUACCGGUUAAUCAAGAGAAUUGGCGAGGGCACGUUCUCGACAGUUUACAAGGCGGAGGAUCUCCAGUAUGACAAGUAUAUCAACCACUGGGACUUUGAUGAGAAGGAAAACGUCAAGUGGACGCCCCCACCGCUUAAAAGGAAUCGAAACCGAAGUCACCCGUCCCAGUCGGAGCCACGCCGACGGCCCAAGUAUGUCGCCAUCAAGAAAAUCUACGUCACUUCUAGUCCAGCGCGCAUCUUCAAUGAGCUGGAGCUCCUCCAUGUCCUUCGCAACUGUCCUUCUGUCUGCCCCCUCAUCACUGCUUUCAGAUCCACCGACCAGGUCGUUGCCAUCCUACCCUACUUUCGCCAUGCAGACUUUAGGGACUACUUCCGGCAGAUGACUGUGGUCGACACGGCCAUUUACCUGCGCUCCCUCUUUACGGCGUUGGAGGCUGUCCAUGAAGCCAAGAUUCUCCAUCGGGAUAUUAAACCUACCAACUUUCUCUACGACCCUUCGACGAAGAGGGGCGUCUUGGUCGACUUUGGUCUCGCCGAGAGGCAAGGCACUGAAUCCCGGCCAUGUCUCUGCCACGAAAGCCCCACCGUCCGAAAACGCCGCGCGGAGUCGAGCGUAGCUGGCCAAGCCGGCCCUCAACAAGGCUACCCCAAGACUGACACCCGGCCUUCGAGACGUGCCAAUCGUGCUGGCACGAGAGGGUUCCGCGCCCCGGAGGUUCUAUUCAAGUGUACCGAGCAGACGACCAAGAUUGACAUCUGGUCUGUUGGCGUCAUACUCCUGACCAUCCUCAGCAGGCGGUUUCCCUUUUUCAACAGUGCCGAUGAUGUUGAAGCCCUGAUUGAAAUCACCACGAUUUUCGGUUCCAAGAAGAUGAAGGCGGCCGGCCUCCUGCAUGGCUGCGUCAUGGAGACCACCAUUCCUACGAUUGGCCUGCAUGGGUUCAAUCUUGAAAAGAUCAUCUUGUGGUCCACUUGUCGGACGGACGGUGGCAAGGACGGCCAGGGACAGCCGCUUGAUGAUGAUGAGAAGCUUGCUGUGGAGUUCUUGAACCGCUGUCUGGAACUUGAUCCUAGUAAGCGAAUCAGCGCAAGUGAAGCGUUGAACCAUGAGUUCCUUCUUUUGCCCGAGCGUGACCUGCAUGCGUCAGUUGAGAUUGGGGAUGACGUUGACGAUGAGAUGGACAUUGUUCACGUAUGA